AUGGUAGCUACGCCCCUGUUAGCCAAGAAGAAGAUUCUGGUGAAGCAGAGCUGGUCUAUAGCAACGUGCCUCAGCACCUCACGUCACGGUGUCGCCUACUGCAGCAUCACCACCUUGCGUCACGGUAUCAACUACUGCAGCAUCACCACCUCACGUCACGGUGUCAACUACUGCAGCAUCAACACCUCACGUCACGGUAUCAACUACUGCAGCAUCACCACCUCACGCCACGGUGUCAACUACUGCAGCAUCACCACCUCACGUCACGGUGUCGCCUACUGCAGCAUCAACAACUCACGUCAAGGUAUCAACUACUGCAGCAUCACCACCUCACGUCUAGGUAUCAACUACUGCAGCAUCAACAUUUCGCGUCACGGUAUCAACUACUGCAGCAUCACCACCUCACGUCACGGUGUCGCCUACUGCAGCAUCAACACCUCACGUCACGGUAUCAACUACUGCAGCAUCACCACCUCACGCCACGGUGUCAACUACUGCAGCAUCACCACCUCACGUCACGGUGUCGCCUACUGCAGUAUCAACAACUCACGUCACGGUAUCAACUACUGCAGCAUCACCACCUCACGUCACGGUGUCAACUACUGCAGCAUCACCACCUCACGUCACGGUAUCAACUACUGCAGCAUCACCACCUCACGUCACGGUAUCAACUACUGCAGCAUCACCACCUCGCGUCACGGUAUCAACUACUGCAGCAUCACCACCUCACGUCACGGUGUCAACUACUGCAGCAUCACCACCUCACGUCACGGUGUUGCCUUCUGCAGCAUCAACACCUCACGUCACGGUAUCAACUACUGCAGCAUCACCACCUCACGUCACGGUGUCAACUACUGCAGCAUCACCACCUCACGUCACGGUAUCGCCUACUGCAGCAUCACCACCUCGCGUCACGGUGUCGCCUACUGCAGCAUCAACAUCUCGCGUCACGGUAUCAACUACUGCAGCAUCACCACCUCACGUCACGGUGUUGCCUACUGCAGCAUCAACACCUCACGUCACGGUAUCAACUACUGCAGCAUCACCACCUCACGCCACGGUAUCAACUACUGCAGCAUCACCACCUCACGUCACGGUGUCGCCUACUGCAGGAUCAACAUCUCACGUCACGGUAUCAACUACUGCAGCAUCACCACCUCACGUCACGGUAUCAACUACUGCAGCAUCACCACCUCACGUCACGGUAUCAACUACUGCAGCAUCACCACCUCACGUCACGGUAUCAACUACUGCAGCAUCACCACCUCGCGUCACGGUAUCAACUACUGCAGCAUCACCACCUCACGUCACGGUGUCAACAACUGCAGCAUCACCACCUCACGUCACGGUGUCACGCCUUCUGCAGCAUCAACACCUCACGUCACGGUAUCAACUACUGCAGCAUCACCACCUCACGUCACGGUGUCAACUACUGCAGCAUCACCACCUCACGUCACGGUAUCGCCUACUGCAGCAUCACCACCUCGCGUCACGGUGUCGCCUACUGCAGCAUCAACACCUCACGUCACGGUGUCGCCUACUGCAGCAUCACCACCUCGCGUCACGGUAUCAACUACUGCAGCAUCACCACCUCGCGUCACGGUAUCAACUACUGCAGCAUCACCACCUCGCGUCACGGUGUCGCCUACUGCAGCAUCACCACCUCACGUCACGGUAUCAACUACUGCAGCAUCACCACCUCGCGUCACGAUGUCGCCUACUGCAGCAUCAACACCUCGCGUCACGGUGUCGCCUACUGCAGCAUCAACACCUCACGUCACGGUAUCAACUACUGCAGCAUCACCACCUCGCGUCACGAUAUCAACUACUGCAGCAUCAACACCUCACGUCACGGUGUCGCCUACUGCAGCAUCAACAUCUCACGUCACGGUAUCAACUACUGCAGCAUCUCCACCUCGCGUCACGGUAUCAACUACUGCAGCAUCAACACCUCGCGUCACCGUGUCGCCUACUGCAGCAUCAGCACCUAUAGCGUCACGGUGUCGCCUACUGCAGCAUCAACACCUCGCGUCACGGUGUCGCCUACUGCAGCAUCACCACCUCGCGUCACGGUGUCGACUACUGCAGCAUCAGCACCUCGCGUCACGGUGUCGCCUACUGCAGCAUCAACACCUCGCGUCACGGUGUCGCCUACCGCAGCAUCACUACCUCGUGUCACGGUUUCACUUACUUCAGUAA
Messenger RNA from Haliotis rubra (blacklip abalone), 2199 nucleotides. Its product is annotated as agglutinin-like protein 2. NCBI's taxonomy places the organism in Eukaryota, Metazoa, Mollusca, Gastropoda, Lepetellida, Haliotidae. The transcript has 2 exons. The record is from RefSeq and is a predicted model, not a curated record. The coding region runs from base 1 to 2199 and encodes 732 amino acids.